Pseudoliparis swirei is the source of this 2037-nucleotide messenger RNA. It is a transcript of the gene actl6a, whose product is annotated as actin-like 6A. Gene Ontology annotation, molecular function: chromatin binding. The coding region runs from base 139 to 1428 and encodes 429 amino acids. Gene Ontology annotation, cellular component: NuA4 histone acetyltransferase complex; SWI/SNF complex. The record is from RefSeq and is a predicted model, not a curated record. NCBI's taxonomy places the organism in Eukaryota, Metazoa, Chordata, Actinopteri, Perciformes, Liparidae. The transcript is spliced from 14 exons. Gene Ontology annotation, biological process: nervous system development; regulation of transcription by RNA polymerase II.
UCGACGUAGUGUGGCGCCUGCUUUGUGAGAUUGAUCCAUGCUAACACAUUUCCCUUUGUUGUGAUUAACCGUUUAGCGGUUGUGAUUCUGCUAUAAUCAUUUUUUUUGAAGAAAGUUGUCGUUGAGAUCAUCUAGAGGAUGAGCGGCGGAGUGUAUGGAGGCGAUGAGGUGGGAGCUCUGGUGUUCGACAUUGGCUCAUACACUGUAAGAGCUGGCUACGCAGGUGAAGACUGUCCCAAGGCGGACUUCCCCACGGUGAUAGGUGUGACCAUUGACCGAGAGGAUGGCAGCACGCCCAUGGAGACGGAUGGAGAAAAGAGCAAGCAGAGUGGCACCAACUAUUAUAUUGAUACCAACCAGCUCAGGGUACCCAGGGAGAGCAUGGAGGUCAUGUCUCCGCUCAAGAACGGCAUGAUUGAGGACUGGGACAGUUUCCAGGCCAUUUUGGAUCACACCUACAAGAUGCACUUCAAGUCUGAACCCAGUAUGCAUCCAGUGCUAAUGUCAGAAGCAUCGUGGAACACACGAGCGAAACGUGAGAAACUGACAGAGCUGAUGUUUGAACAUUACAACAUUCCCGCCUUCUUCCUCUGCAAAUCUGCUGUGCUAUCUGCCUUUGCCAAUGGGCGGUCCACCAGCUUGGUUCUGGACAGCGGAGCCACACACACCACAGCAAUUCCAGUGCAUGAUGGCUAUGUCCUGCAGCAAGGCAUUGUCAAAUCGCCCCUGGCUGGAGACUUUAUGAGCAUGCAGUGUAGGGAGCUUUUUCAAGAUUUAAAUGUUGAAAUAAUCCCGCCGUACAUGAUUGCAUCAAAGGAUGGAGUGCGAGAGGCAUCACCGGCCAGCUGGAAGAAAAAGGAGAAACUACCUCAAGUCACACGCUCAUGGCACAACUACAUGUGUAAUUGUGUGAUCCAGGACUUCCAGGUGUCUGUGUUGCAGGUGUCAGACUCGCCAUAUGAUGAACAGGUUGCUGCACAGAUGCCCACAGUGCAUUAUGAGCUGCCCAACGGCUACAACUGUGACUUUGGGGCUGAGAGGCUGAAGAUCCCAGAGGGGCUGUUUGACCCCUCUAAUGCCAAGGGCCUGUCAGGAAACACCAUGUUGGGAGUUAGCCAUGUGGUGACGACCAGCGUGGGAAUGUGUGACAUCGACAUCCGGCCGGGUCUAUAUGGCAGUGUGGUGGUGACCGGAGGAAACACGCUCGUUCAGGGCUUCACAGACAGACUGAACAGAGAACUCUCCCAGAAAACCCCUCCGAGCAUGAGGCUGAAGCUGAUAGCCAACAACACUACAGUGGAGCGCCGGUUCAGUGCCUGGAUAGGAGGCUCCAUCCUGGCAUCACUCGGAACCUUCCAGCAGAUGUGGAUCUCCAAACAGGAGUAUGAGGAGGGAGGAAAGCAGUGUGUAGACAGGAAGUGCCCUUGAUUCUACACCCAACCCGACCCUCUCAUCACCAUCUUCGCCACAAGCUCAUCACGAGUUCACCUCUGGCCCUGGACCACCCACUGAUCACUCUUGUUUUGUAUGAUUUGUUUGUUUUUUAAAUAGUUUGUCAAUAUGCCGCCUGUCUUGGAUUUAUUGUAAAAAUCAGACAAACAUUUACAAAGUAAACCGUCACUAUGAUGAAAGAUGGUUUGAGCUCCAUUGUCUGUCAUUACGGUUACGUCUGUUGCCUUAUUUUUAGAUCAGUUUAGUGGAAACCUUGCAUUCCAGUGGCGACAUAAUCUUGAAUUGUACAUGUCUUUCUCCCACUGUUCUGAGGAUCAUUAAAUGUCAGUCCAUAGUUACUCAAUCAAGUUUUUGAUCGCAAUGUCAAAAACACAUGAGAAUUUGCUCUGAAAGGUUUCUACCGAAUACCGACACGGUAAAAUGUGGGUUGUGUAUUUGGAGGAAAGACCGUACAGCUCAAUGAUUCCUUCUGUUUAUAACUUUGUGUACUCAGUAAACUCGGAGGCAAAAACCAGAUCUUGCCUCUGCUUAUUUGUGUCAAUACAAAUAAGUUUGUGAUAAAAGUACAAGUUUGUAUAACUUUUA